GGAAAAAUGAUUCAGUGACAUAAAUGAGUCUCUUUAAAUCCGCGACCAAUCAGUGAAAUGGGCUCGAAAUUUGAAAGGUGGAGCCUCAUUGACCUGCUGCUCACCGCCUCUCUCUCUCUGAGCGGAAACUGAUCAAACACGCUACUCGUGGGUCCACCGAGUGUUGAAGGCCGGCUGAAGAUAAUGGAGGGCGCACAGGUAAACGUCAGCGGCCGCAUGGACCGGGUCUAUACGCCCAGGAAAGACCGGCAUCCAAACGGCACCAAGGCCACCGUUCUUCUACACAGAAAAGACCAGAGCUGGUCCAAGGACUCGAUUAAAGAGCCAAAGAGGGAACCGUCAGCCUGGUGCGAGACCCCAAAGUUGAUCAGAAAGGACGCUCCGCUCCGCAGGCGUCUGCUCGUGUCCCGCUCCUCAUCUGAGGGGACACCUGGUGAAAUCGCUAAAGAUCACCUGACCCACGAGAGCUUCGACUCUCCGGACAUCAGCCCGACCGGGCCUUUGUCUUACAGCACUUUAAACGCAGACGACUUUGUUUUCUCCUGUCGGAAGCGCCGUCUUCUGUUCGCCCAAGCCAUUACGUCAACUCUGGAGACGGGCAGGAAUGGCGUCCAUGUGAGCCCCGCUGACGCCCUCGCUGAACCCGAUCUCGACGAAAGCAUCAUAGCUGGUCUUCCUAGCUCACCGCAAACUAAUGACUUGAACUUCCAGUCGCCCGUGAGAGCGGGAAAGCUCAUCCUGGACACGCCGUCGCUCACGCCCGCACUGGAGGACAGCGGCUUCAGCUCUCUCGGUCUGGAUAAAUCACACGACUCCUCCGUGGAUCAUGACGGGUCUUUCCAGGAGCUGGUGCUGCCGACGGGCUCGUGCGGCCGAGACAAGAGACGCUCGCGGCUAGAGAGACAGCGGAGACUGUCCACGCUCCGAGAGGGAGGCUCGCAGUCAGAGGACGGGCCCAGAGAGCUGCGGACGAGCGGCGAACCGCACAAAGACGAGGUGUUUUUAGACGGGACCCCGCUGAGCGCCGCCACGCUGAAGAUGCAGGAUCUGUCUCUGACGCCAGCGCUGCAGGCCGUACACGCCAUCAGCCGCCGCGGCACUCGUGACCUGCAGCAGCAGACCAGUCUGGAGGAGCUGCUGCGUGACGGACCCAUCAGAACCAGACUGCCUCUGUCAGGACUUAUCGGCCGCAAAAUGGGUCUGGACAAGGUGGACGUGAUCUCAGAACUGAGGAUGAGGAACCUGAGACACGUGCUAGCUGUUAUCUUGAGUCUUCUGUCUGCAGCUGACAUCUACAGGUUUGGCCAGGUGUCUGAUGACUGGAACGACGUUAUCACAGAAGACAAGAAAGCCACUCAAAGGAGAAGAAGCCACAUCAGAGAGCUCAAGAUCGCACUGGAGGGUGGUAAACCGGCCCAUGUUCCAGAUGCGGACACAAGGGCGGCGCUGGCGUGUAGAUCCGCUCUGGGCAGCGUACAGGCUCAGGCCAGAACACCCCACACACACCCGCCCUGCACUCCGACCCACGGCUCCGGCCGCCACUGCAGCUCCAAACGCAUGCAGUUCCUGCAGGUGGCUGAAACCCUGUUCAGCGAUGAAUACUUGAAGCCGUGUCCGCGCUGUCAGCAUCCGGCGCGCUGUCACUCGCUGCGGGGCGAAGGUCUGUGCAGCUGGAGCGACUGCCGCUUCCGCUUCUGCACCUCGUGUUUGUGCGGCUUCCACGGAUCCAAAGACUGCGCGCACCUGUCUGCCAAACGCAGGAGCAAGAGAGACGUGCUGCCGGGCAGCGCACAGAGCAAACGCAACGUGAGGCGUCUCUGAGAGUGUGUGUGUGUGUGUGUGUGUGUGUGUGUGUGUCUUGCACUCCUGUAUGUGUGCGUUUGUUUUUAAUUAUGAACUUCUCAUGAGUUUUGCACUUAUGUACAGCGGUCGUUUCGGUCCUGUGUAUCUGCAUGUAUGUACAUAUUGCUCUUUACAUGCUUGUUUUUAUACAUUGUUUUAAAUAAAGCCCAUUUUUUUUUUACCUAAAAA
Molecule: messenger RNA, 2031 nt
Organism: Megalobrama amblycephala (Wuchang bream)
Lineage: Eukaryota; Metazoa; Chordata; Actinopteri; Cypriniformes; Xenocyprididae
Gene: fbxo43
Product: F-box protein 43
Exons: 5
Coding region: 184-1821 (545 amino acids)
Biological process (GO): negative regulation of meiotic nuclear division; regulation of mitotic nuclear division
Cellular component (GO): nucleus
Molecular function (GO): protein binding
Source: RefSeq, a predicted model, not a curated record